AGAGGCACAAGCGGACACAUUCCUCUGCAGUUUACUUCUAAAGCCACAUUUUGGAUGAUGGAUUGUUCGGAGGAGGUUCAGCCUGUAUCUGAGGAGCCCAGCGCUCAAAUGGAGCUAAAAAAAGGAAUGUCGAUUUUCAUUGAUAUUUUACGGAGAGCUGAUAAAAACGACGAUGGGAAACUUUCCUUUGAUGAAUUCAAAGCUUAUUUCUCUGAUGGAGUCUUGACAGCUGAGGAGCUGAAGGAGCUCUUCCACACGAUCGAUACCCAUAACACAGACAACGUGGACACCGAUGAACUCUGUGAGUAUUUCUCCCAGCACCUCGGCGAAUAUGAGAAUGUUCUUGCUGCCUUAGAAGACCUGAACAUGUCCAUAUUGAAAGCAAUGGACAAAACAAAGAAGGAUUAUCAGGAGUCCACCCACCUGGAGCAGUUUGUGACCCGCUUCCUGCUGAAGGAGACAACCAAUCAGCUUCAUUCGCUUCAAAGCUCACUCGAGUGCGCCAUGGAAACCACAGCCGAGCAGACUCGCCAGGAGAAACAGGGCCCACCGAAGCCAGAGGUUUUGUCCAUCCAGUGGUCGGGUCGUCGCUCCAAUCGGAGACUUCAGAGGAACAGCAGCCUGUCACCCAACAACCCGCUCCUCAGUCUCGUCAAUUCAGGUGUUUAUGAAGAAGACAGCCAGUGGAUGAUCCAGGUCAACAGACUGCAGAAGCUUAUCGACCGCCUAGAACAAAAGGAGAUUCGUCUGGAGCCUGUUGAGGAGGAGGUCUUGGAGAGCAAAUCGCACAUCCUGAUAGUCCAGAGGCAGCUCUCGGUGCUGGAGGAGGAGCUGGAGGAGUUUCGUUUGGCUCUCAGACAGUACAUGGAGUGUGCCUGCGCCCAGACUGGAUGUCUACACAUUGCAGUUCAGCGGCUGGCAAAUGAAUCACGCUUCAUUCUCUAUGAAUUCUGGGAGCACAACAAUGUGUGGAAGAACCACCUGCAGACAAACUACAGUAAAACCUUCCAAAGGGGGAAUGUGGACUUUCUGGAAACUCCUGAGAGCUUAACCACCAUGCUGGUUCCUGCCUCAUGGUGGGUCCUCAACAACAACUGAAAGUAGACAAGCACCCUCCACCGAUCGUCACUGCUGGAUGCAGAGAGCAAAUAGUCACCUGUCAACACAUCAGGAAGUUCACAGCGACACACACACACACACACUCAAAAAUAAACGCACACACUAACUAAACACAACUCGUGAAGUCAUGGUGAUUAGUAUAGAUUUUGUGACCUCCAUGUUCCUUCAUAGUUAGGUGGUAGCUGAUAUAGCCCGUGUGUGUGUUUGUUUACACUCACUAGACGACGCUCUGACGUCCUAAAAGCAAUGACCUCAUCAGACGGAGACCCAUCUGAUGAUCUGACAUCAUCACUGUGUUUGACGUGACAUCAUCUGCAGUCUGGAGUAGAUCAUGAGAGCUGAAGCAUGCGUGUGUGUGUGUGUGUGAGAGAGAGAGAGACAGAGAAAGAUGGGAGGGGGUAUAAUUGUAUAAAUUGUAGCAGCUCUGGGGAGCUCAUUAAACCAUCAUUCUGUUGUUUCUGUAUUUAAUGUGCCAAAUUGAAAUAAAAAUGUGUUGGGUCAUAAAUAAAGACGAUAUA
This is a messenger RNA of Toxotes jaculatrix (banded archerfish), 1637 nucleotides long. RefSeq names its product N-terminal EF-hand calcium binding protein 1 (gene necab1). Gene Ontology annotation, biological process: regulation of amyloid precursor protein biosynthetic process. Lineage: Eukaryota; Metazoa; Chordata; Actinopteri; Toxotidae. The coding region runs from base 55 to 1098 and encodes 347 amino acids. The transcript is spliced from 13 exons. The record is from RefSeq and is a predicted model, not a curated record. Gene Ontology annotation, cellular component: cytoplasm. Gene Ontology annotation, molecular function: calcium ion binding.